GAGGGACCGUUGGGGCGGGCGGCGGCGGCGGCGAGCCCUGCGGGCAGUGAGUGUGGAGGCGCGGACGCGCGGCGGAGCUCGAUCUGCUGCAGCUGCUGCCGCCGCCGGAGAAACCUUGAUCCCCGCGCUCCAGACACCCCGGCCUUACCAUGGCUGACCAGCUGACUGAGGAGCAGAUUGCAGAGUUCAAGGAGGCCUUCUCCCUCUUUGACAAGGAUGGAGAUGGCACUAUCACCACCAAGGAGCUGGGGACGGUGAUGAGGUCCCUGGGACAGAACCCCACCGAAGCAGAGCUGCAGGACAUGAUUAAUGAGGUGGACGCAGAUGGGAAUGGGACCAUUGACUUCCCGGAGUUCCUGACCAUGAUGGCCCGAAAGAUGAAGGAUACCGACAGCGAGGAGGAGAUCCGAGAGGCCUUCCGUGUCUUUGACAAGGAUGGCAAUGGCUACAUCAGCGCGGCAGAGCUGCGUCAUGUAAUGACGAACCUGGGUGAGAAGCUGACCGAUGAGGAAGUGGAUGAGAUGAUCAGAGAGGCUGACAUUGACGGAGACGGCCAGGUCAAUUAUGAAGAGUUUGUACAGAUGAUGACCGCGAAGUGAGCGCCCGGGCAGCUGGCAAUGCCCAAUCUCUUGAUCUCUCUUCUCGCGCGCGCACUCUCUUCAACACUCCCUGCGUACCCCGGUUCUAACAAACACCAAUCGGUUGACUGAGAAUCUGAAAAAGCAACAAAGAUUUGUCCCAAGCUGCAUGACUGCCCUUGCUCCUUCCUCCCUGAGUCUCCUUCAUGCCCCCCAUCUCUUCCUUUUGCCCCGCCCACUUCCAUUCCCCUCUUCCAAGGCCUGAUGCAUUCAUAAGAUGAGCCUCCUCCCCCCACCCCCAUUCCCCCAGGGGUGCCUCUGCCCUCCUCCUCCAGCCCGGGUGGCUCUCCUCCAUUUCGGUUUGUUUCCUUUGGUUUGUCAUCUUAUUUUGGGUGCUGGGGUGGCCGCCAGCCCUGCCUCGGGACCUGCUAGGGAGGGGACGAGGCCCUCACCCAGGCAGAAGAGCAUGCCUGUGCCAUUGCAUGCAACCAGCCCUGUGAUUCCAUGUGCAAAUCCCAGCAGCCUUUUGGGGCAGGGGUGCGGAGAGAGGCAUUCCAGAAGGACUAGGGUGAGUGAGGAGUUCUGGUGUUGGCUGGAUGUGGCCCCGGAGAGGGUCGAGGGGCAAGGGAGUCUUGGAAGCUGGCAUUCUUUUACCACUUGAGGGGGCCAACUCAUAGAAGGGGAUGGACCGAGUGGACAACACUCAGACCCCAGUGGCUGCUAUUCUGAACUCAUCUGAUUGGCUUCCUGACGCUGGGCUGGGUGGGGGCUGCUCAGUUGGCCACUCUGCAGAUUGUACCUUCCCGUGUCCCUAAAGCGAUCUCAAGCUGUUCUGUAAAUACCUGGUGCUAACAUCCCACGCGCUCUGUCAUGAUGCACCCGCCCACCCGCAUUGAGGUCCCCUCAUGGGAACCAAUGUGUGGGGAUGGUCGCUUUAUAAUGUGCUGGUUGUUUUUUUAUUUAUGCCCCUAGAAAACUUUAAAUUUUGUCAAAAACCAUGCUGGGCUAGCUGAGGGGUGGGGAGAGGAAAGAUGCACCCCACCAGGCCCUCGAGAGAACACACCUGCAAUAAACAAUCUAGUCGGCCUGCUGCCUGGAGCCCGGUCCUUGGUGGCUCUGCUUCCUGGCCAGCCGGCCCCUCCUCCAUGGUGACUUGCUGGCUCCCUCACAUCUGUGCUGUCUCUGUGCCCACCUCUCCCCUCGCCCACCUGCCUGCCCCCACACUCCCCAGCGGAGAGCAUGAUCCGUGACCUUGCUUCUGACUUUGUGGGACAAGUAAGUCAAUGUGGGCAGUUCAAUCGUCUGGAUUUUUUUUCCUGUUUCGGUUCUUUUCAUCUGCCCCCUACCCCCCACCCCCAGGUGGAUCAAGUGGCUUUUCCUGGGACCUGCCCAGCUUUGAGAAUCUCUUGUCAUCCACCCUCUGGCACCCAGCCUCCGGGGGAGGGAGGGAAGCGGUGGGGCAUAGUUGGAGACCCAGCCAAGAGCUGAGGGUAAGGGCAGGUAGGCAUAAGGCUGUGGACAUUUUCGGAGUGUUUUGGUUUGGGUUUUGUUUCUUUUUAAACCGGGCAAUAUUGUGUUCAGUUCAAGCUGUGAAGAAAAAUAUAUAUCAAUGUUUUCCAAUAAAAUACAGUGACUACCUGA
Hipposideros armiger (great roundleaf bat) is the source of this 2219-nucleotide messenger RNA. It is a transcript of the gene CALM3, whose product is annotated as calmodulin 3. Gene Ontology annotation, cellular component: myosin II complex. The coding region runs from base 150 to 599 and encodes 149 amino acids. The transcript is spliced from 6 exons. Gene Ontology annotation, molecular function: calcium ion binding. The record is from RefSeq and is a predicted model, not a curated record. Lineage: Eukaryota; Metazoa; Chordata; Mammalia; Chiroptera; Hipposideridae.